Molecule: messenger RNA, 1833 nt
Organism: Sipha flava (yellow sugarcane aphid)
Lineage: Eukaryota; Metazoa; Arthropoda; Insecta; Hemiptera; Aphididae
Exons: 8
Coding region: 180-1574 (464 amino acids)
Source: RefSeq, a predicted model, not a curated record
AAAUACUUGACAUUUGUUAAUUGUUAUUAUUUAUUGUUUAAUCCAUUCACGUAAUAUAAAUUGUUUUCAUGCUGUAUCUGAAAUUCGAUUCUUCGGGUGUGUUCAGUCAAUUAUUAAAUUAGAUUCGAUUAGAUGUAGUGUUUAAAUAACAUAGUUACAAUAUAUUUGAACAUUUAACAAUGGAUGAUUUUCUGCGAACGAUAACUUCAGAUUUUGGAGAUAUAGCUAGAAGCAUCGGGUUCAGGUUCAAUCAAUACAGUGAACCAGUGGACUGGGAUAGUUUAGAUAGAUUUGUUGUUGAUGAUAUUGUUGAGAAUGCUGAUGUACAGUCUUUGUCAAUGCUUGUAGCUAGUGUUCUCAGUUAUAAUAUUGAAAAAAUGAGUGUGUCGAAGAAAAUAUUUCGUCUAUCACAGUUGAUUAUUGACUUUUUAUUGCAUUAUAAAAAAAAUUCAAUUUUUAAGUUACUCAAUAAAGUAGAUUCAAUGGCACUCUGUGAGUUGUGUGGUAAGAUGUUCAUAGAUGUUAACUACUUGAAAUAUCAUUGUUUUAGACGGCAUAAAGAUAACUCAUGUAAUUUCAUAAGUUCACCCAAAGAUGAAUACAAUGAAAGUUUAAAAUCAGAAAUUGUUCAACUUCAAACACAGUUGAAUGCAUAUAAGUCAACUUUUCACAGUAGAUUACAUAAUUCUAAUACAUGCCAAGAAUAUCAGAGUUGUAAUGUUGUUCAUAAAAAUAUAUUAUCAUACCAUUUGAUUUCUCAACCAGGCGAUAAUCCUAUGCAGACCCAAGAGAUGUUUUGGAAACAAAAGUAUGAUAGCCUAGAAGAAAAUUAUAAUAGCCUUAAAUGUGAAUAUGAUAAAAAUCAAAAUACUAGCAAAACUGCUGUAAACCAUAGAUAUCAACAGUGUGAUUUAUAUAAGACUGAACAAUUAUCAAAAUAUGUACAAACUGAUGCUAUAGUUGAAAGUGAAAACAUUGUACAUUCUCCUAAACGUCCACCACGAAAUAUUGAUGUUAUACAAUGUAAUGAGAAUAAUGGAAACUGCAGUAUGGCAGAUGCAGAUAUAAACCACUAUAGUUUAGAAUUAAAACCACACAAUUAUGAUGUAAAGUUGGAUAAAGAUUUCUAUGAGUUAAAGAAACUAAGACUCGAAGCCCGUAUGAAUAUAAAUGAAAACAAUAUUUGUGAAGAUCAUUCUGAGACAUCUUCUGAUUAUGUAAACAGUUUAAAUAUUAUAUUAAUACUUGGUCAGACUCAAAUAAAUGAAUUAUUUAAAAAUGAUACUCUACUGGAUUUAAUAAAAUUUGAUGUUAAAGAAGUAGUUAAUAAAAGGUUGGAAGAAUUUUUUAAUUUUAUAGAUGAAAAUGUUGAGGAAGAUAAUAUUUUACUUGAAAAGAGAUUUUAUGAAAAUCAAGAAACUUGGAAAGACUAUAAUACAGAACAACAUAAUUCUCCAAAAAAUGAUGGAGAUAAAAUGUCGAUUAAAAAAAAUAAAACAGUUAUGUCAAAAUUAAAAAAGAAAGCGUUGCGCUUUAGCAAAAUCUUUUCUCCAGUUUCAGAUUUGAGGGCCUAAGCCUGAACGUUCACCCAUCUCUAUUAGAGAUGAUGUGUCAGUCCGGAUGAGAGAAACACAUGAACAAUGAACACAAGUAUCCAGCUCUGUAUGUAAAUGAUGCUCGAUCAAUGCUGGGCUGCAGAUCCCUGUAUCAAAUUCUAAUUACAGUUUAACUUCAUAAUAACACUAUUCAAGGGACUUAUGUGAAUAUUGUUAUAAGCAGAAAAAUUCACUAAUUGUAAGGGUUCAUUAAAAUAGAAAUUAAAGUAGAAAUGUA